GUCUGAACUCUGGAAGUUGUUAAUGCUAUUUAAUGGCAUUUAUUUACAUCGAUGAAUAAUGAAUUAACGCAGGGGUGAGUAAUAAAUUCUCCCAUUUGAAACCCUAAUUCCCUCCAUCCGAAUCCCUCGUCUAGCUCUGACACCAUUUCUCUCCUCUCCCUCCUUAGUUGGCGAACUAGCGACCGGAAUUGAUUCUCUGGCCUCCAAUUCGACGCGAGAUUGCGCUCAGAUGGAUGCAGAAGAUGAUCAUCAACACAAGCAAGAGCGCUCGAGGACUAGGUGGACAGCAGCUCUCGACAAGAUCUUUGCUGACUUGAUUGUGAAGCAAAUUCAGCUUGGCAAUAGACCGGACAAUUACUUCGACAAGAAGACAUGGAACACUAUACGUGAGGAGUUCAAUCGGCAAACAGAUCUUAAUUUCAAUAACAAUCAGCUGAGGAAGCAUUUGGACGUCCUGAGGACGCGAUUUCAUAAUCUCAAGUCUUCAUUAGAUCAGAAUGAGUUCACCAUGGAUGAUACUUAUGUUAUUGGGUUUGAUCUCUGGGAAGAUAUCGGGCCAAGGAAUGAAUCUGCAAAGAUAAGGGACUGCCCCAUAUAUGGGCAACUAUGCACAAUAUUCACGGAGUCAGCUGUAGAAGGAAAAUAUGCACAAUCAAGCCACUAUGAGGAAAUUGAUAAGCCCACUGGACCAGACUUGACCACAGCUCCUAGCCCAGAAACACCUGCAGAAAAGGUCUCAAAAUCCAACUCCAACAAGAAAAAGAAACGACCAUUAGAAGCUGAACAGAGCAGCUGUCCAGAGGAGCAGGUCAGGAGGGACCAGGAAAUCCUCGAUAAGAUGGGCCAUGCCAUGAUGGAGAUGGUCAAUGCUUCAAAGUCCAUGAGAACAGAGGAAAAGGCACUGAAGGAGGAUUUCUACUCGAUAGAGAAGUGUAUAAGGGCGUUAGAUGAGAUCGAGGGCAUUGAGGAUAGGGUGUACUUCGCUGCUCUUGAUCUCUUCGAGGAACCAAGCUUGAGGGAGACCUUUGUUUCUCUGAAGGGUCACAAGAUCAGGUUGACCUGGUUGCAGGGGAAGUGUGACAAGGCUAUGGCUGCACAAACAUUGAUGACUUGAUCUUCCUUUUGGCCAUUUUAGGAGUGUAAAUGCUUUCUCUCUCUCUCUUUCUUUUGGAUGCUGUACAGAGCUUUUGCAUUCUUUUUGCUCAUUACAGGCCAUUUUGUUCAUAGCUUUCCGAUCAACUGGGAGCUGUUGGGAAACAGAUAAUUUGGGUUCAUCAGCUGUCUUUGAGCUCCCUGGAUCGCUUACUUCAGUUUGGCAAUCGUCUUUUGGGUUAUGCCUCCUAA
Molecule: messenger RNA, 1344 nt
Organism: Punica granatum (pomegranate)
Lineage: Eukaryota; Viridiplantae; Streptophyta; Magnoliopsida; Myrtales; Lythraceae
Source: RefSeq, a predicted model, not a curated record